AUGUUAAAAAUAUCUAUAAUCGUAAAAGAAGGAAUUAAGAAGGUAAGACAAGGAAUUAAAGGUAAAACGAGGAGUAUAUGUAGGAAUAAAGUGAGUAAAGAAUUAAAUGUUUAAUUAUAAAGCAAGAUGCUAAAUGAUAUACCAGUAUUCCAAGUGAUACACUAUAAAGUAUAUGGCAUUUAAUUGUUUUAUUUUUUCUUCUUGACCUUGAGACGCGACAAGUUCUAAUUCCAUAAUAUCCUUUAUAUAAUACUCUAAUUCUAUGUUUAAAUUAAUUUUGAGAUAAUAGUUUACUAAAGCUUUUAGUACAAUCUUAAAAAUAUAAUUGAACAAUUAAUAUUUCAUCAGCUAAGUAUUAUACAAGUUUAGUUAAACAAGACUUAUUAUAAUAAUAUAGAUGCGGAUCGAUGCAUUAUAAAUUAGUUACUUCAGUAUGCUCUGAUUGGCGGCAGGUGUGGGUAGCGUUACGUUCGCACUUCGCUCCGGCUUUGGCAUUUUUCGCUACAAACUCAAAUAAAUCCUUAAUUCUCGUUAUAGUUUUUGGCAGUCAUGAUCGUCAACUUCAUUGAAAACCAACUAUUCUGGACGGUGUUGCUAUACUACUUCUCUAUAGUCCUUGGUGAAGCUUUAACGGAAGAACGAAAUCCACAGGAACAGCAAUUCUUUGGAAUCAAACAAGGUGCGUCAUUGUGCGUAGAAAAAAUUUAUCAUUUCAUACGAAAAUGGGACUUACUUAAUUGAAACUUAAAUACCUAAUCUUUGCGAUUUACACUUGCAAGUUCAGAGUCGCAAACAAAACCACUUGAAAGUUAUAUUAAUAAGUAAACUUGGCACGUUCAGACCAAAUGUACAGAUCAGUGCUAAUAUUGCUUGUCCUCAGCGUAAUGUAAGUUUACUAAAUGUUUGCCCCAAAUAAAGUCAAUAUUGCAAAAUACAAUGAUUAUUUUUAACUAAAAUAUUUGAGUCAAAAUUACUCAGUAAAAUAAUGCGCCUUAAUUAUAACUUUUAAUCAAAUUACUGAAAUUUACGAGGAAAUUAAAUUUACUCAAUUUUUUUAAAAGACUUGAAUAAAAUUUGCUCAUAAAUUUAAGUAAAUUUGUUCAAUAUUUCGAGUCGUUCAAUUUGUGCAUUAUUUCACUCAAGUUUUUGAGCCAAAAUACUCAGGGAUAUUUUACAUUAAAAAACUGAUUAAGUACAAUAAUUUUCUCAAAUAUAUUGUGGAUGUUCCAACUAAGUAUCGACCCCAAGUUUAGAAAAUCAACAAGCGACUGGGCCUCAUAUGAACAAGACCAGUUAUAAUUAAUAGAUAUAAGAUCGCGUGUUGUGCGUUUUAAUUUCAUCAUCACUGUAUCUGGCAUGGACUUUUCAGGUGUUCGCUCUCAGCACGAAGCGUACAACAGCACAAGAGCGAAGACAGCAUUGGAUUGUGUCUUGUUUUGCCUCAGAGGAAAAUUGACUUGCACAUCUCUCAAUUAUGUUGAACCUACUUCGUUCAAUGGUGGCAAGGAGAAUUGUCAAUUACACAAUGAAACCAAGAAUGGUGAUGCAAAUUCAUUGAAGUUCGUGAAAGAUGAUAGAUACACUUUUUAUCGGAUACUUAGUGUAUCACACGAAUCAGAAAACACACAGAGGAAAGAGAAUGUAACUGAACAGGUAGUAAUUUUAUACUCUUACGGAGUCGUACUUCGGGAAUCAGUCAUGUUUGUCACUAUAUAGCAGCCGCAUUUGAUUCUUGUGUUUGGUCUGGUGUAUGAACGAAGAUGGUCUCCAUUAAUAAUGAACACUUACUGGACUUCAGUCUAUAAAUAUCAGUUAUUUUACAAUAUUUUAUUUUAUUAAUUCAUCAGAUUCUUUCUUUUCGUUUUAUCCAUGCAACAGGACGCUCCAGCCGGACCAAGCUAUAUCUCUUUUAAAUAACCAAAAAAGUUCUACAUAUUAAGUGAAUUCGACAACUUAUACACUUAAAUUCUGCUCUUGAGGGAAAUAGUCCCGGGAGUCUCAAUGUUGAGAUUCAAGGGGAAACAAAACUCUUUCUCGAGGCAACGGGCAUUAAGUGUUUUCUUAUGUAGUGACAUCAAGCCAGUUUAAAGUUCCAUUAAAACGGUAAAUUUUAACUGCAUAUCCUGUUGCCUGUUGUGCAUUUUCUUGUCUUUUACAUUCUUAAUUUUAACAACAAAUUUAGAAAAUCGUAGUUUACAAACUUACGAUUUGUGCGGCCAUUUUGUUUCCUUAUAGGCAAACACAACUGCUUCAAGUUGUCUUGACCAUUUCGUCAAUGGUUAUAAAACAUCGGGUAAUUACAUCAUCUUGGAUCAAGCACAAAACCUUCGCACAGUGUAUUGUGAUAUGGAAUCUGAACGAAGAUCCGUUUGGACUCUCAUCAUGUCAUUUUCGAGAAAAAACAAAGACUUGAGCGCAUUCAAAUCCAUACAAAUUUCUGCACCUUCCUCCCGAAACAAACUCGCUCCUAAUUGGUCUGACUACCGGAUGGGCAAGAGUAUGAUGGUUUAUGUAAAGUCCAGAGCAACUCAUUGGCGAGUUACAUGCAGUUUUCAGCAAUCUGCAGUCAACGUCAAGACUGACUACGUCCGUGCUGCGUUUGCCGAUUUUGAUUUCAUGGGUAAAUUUUGGGAUGGGUGCAAAAACGUGAGUUACAUAAGUGUCAUGGGACAAUCUUGUUCAAACUGUACCGCAUACUGGCGGCAGGGUGAUAACUUUACCCUGACUAUCCCCGCCGUUAGUCCAGACCCUUUCUGCGAUAUAAAAAGCGACGAGAGUGAAAACUACUAUUUUGGGGCGUACCACACUUACGAUCCCGCAUUUCGUUGUACAGAAUAUCCAAAUUCAACAACGAAUUACUGGUUCGGUUCUUAUGUUUAAUAUGACGUCACUGCAUGAGGCUCAGCAUCAACGAAAUACAAAAGUUGUUGAACAAUAUGGAACUCUUGGUCAACGAAAACAAAAUCGAAGGACUGCAUGCUUGGAACUUUUGGGCACUAGCCACUAAGCCCGUUUGAUGCAAUAAUACUACUACUACUACUACUAAUAAUAAUAAUAAUAAUAAUAAUAAUAAUAAUAAUAAUAAUAAUAAUAAUAAUAACAAUAGUAAUAAUAUUUAAUCAUUUAUAUAGCGCCAUUUCUUCGGCAGUAAACCAAUGGCACUUUACAUUAUUUACAUUGAAAAACUUAUCUACUUAAUAACAAUAUAUAUGAAUAAUAUUUAGCCCUAGUGCAAUAUACUGUACUGACAGCAGUUAUUUUACUUAAAAGUUGAUUUAUUAAAGUUGAUUUUAAAUUUUCUCAAAUAAUAAUUUCAUCCAUUUAUUAUUGUUUAAUUGAUCGAUUUCGUAUAUAGAUUGAAAACGCUCAGCGUAUAAUUAACAAUUCUUUCUAAAGCUCUUUAUUGGAGCUUGUUUCACUUAAGAAAAAUUAAUUUUCAUGUUCAAUUCUACAAAUUGUUUAAUAUGUUUAAUGUUUGACAUUCUACACUUGAUGAAACGAUUAAUGGAAAAUACUGGUCAUUGAACAUUUGGAAAAUGAUGUAAAUCCUAAUUAAAGGAACUAUGGGCCUAUAAAAAUACAUGUUUCGUCUUUCGACCUCUUCAGUUCGUUGCCGUAUUGAAAAUUCGAUCGGCCUUUUAAAGAGUUACAAACAUAUACAUGUAUAGCAUUGAUAAGGAAGAAGGCGGGGCUACUUCAGGGGGGCUUGUGCUGACUACCUUGUGCUGACUACCCCGACAUAGGGUGUAUAAAAAAAAAGGUAAACGAACUUCAGCGCGCUAUUAUACGUGAAUCAACCUCGUUCCCAGGGCUUCAGUGUGAGGUGGAGGCGAGACACGAGGAAGCCCUCACUGGUCCGGGCCGGUCACGUGACGUCAAAAAAUGGCAGUAUUUGACAGCUACUCGUCAAGGAGUGGCGAGAUAUUCUUUAAUGAAAUAUACAAGUCUUCGAAACAAAUAAAUAGCCAAAAGGCUUCUCAAUCGAUAUUAUUUAUGUGUAGAGCGAAGUUUGACACGAAUUAGCUAGGAUACAGGCAAAGUUCUGCAUCCAAGCUGCAUCUAGGCGUCUCCAUGCAAGUGGUGAUUCACACGAAAUUUCCUUUCUCUCGUCUUGAACAAUAUGGCUAUUGCUAUAAUUAAUAUUUAGUUUAAAUAUGCUCUUAUAGAUCUGACUUAGUUCAAUAUAUUAAAUAAACACAAAUAUAAAACCUCGCGUAACCUGUUUACGCUGUACAGGAAUAUACGGUUCGCUUGUUUCGCCGGACACCAACACUUGCCGUGUUGUAUAUCCCCUUCACAAUCUUUGUUUUACUUUAUCGUAUAGUCGCAAUUUUCAAGUAUUCGGAGUAUUCUGAAACUGAAAAACUGGGUGGCGUGCGAAUCUUGUAGAGACUACAUGGACAUCGGCCUAGGCGUAGAGCUAUUAAGUAAACAGGGCCUAAAUUAAUUUAGUAGUUUCAUUUAAUUGUUUAUCUUGCUUUUAUUUGUCAGUACCGAGAAUAUUGUAAAUUAAAAUAUUACUACAAUGCAAUACGCGUUGUAUUUCGUCAGACAUCUGCACUAAUAAAUACUGUACAAGGAAAACUACAGCUUAAAUAUUAAUAGUAGACGUUUCUUGUUUUGUCAGGAAACAUCACAGCUCACUUCGACACGGCUUUUGAGUCAGAGGCGAAAGUAAAUCAUGCAGUCGGGAAAACGUCUUACUUUGAAAGAUUAUUUUGCAAAACAUACUCGUACACACAAGAAUCGUAUAAAAAUACAAAUGUUGAAUUGUUAUUGUCAACUGUCAAGUUCAGUUAUUUUUAGACAAUAUGGUGUUAGCCAAUCAGAAUGCAAAAUUGACCGGCCCGGACCAGGGCUUCCUCGUGUCUCGCCUCGUCCUCACACUGAAGCCCUGGGAACGAGGUUGUACGUGAAUUACUCGGCAUAUGAACAAUUGUUUUUCAUAUUCGGAAAGAUCAGAUUUUAGCUAUUGAAUGACAUGCUUUUCAUGCCAAGUGGAGGAAAAAUAAACAUGUACGAGGCCGAUUAAAAAUGUUAGUCAAAAUCGCAUAUUUUCACCUCUGUGCCUAAUUAAAACAAUGCAUAACAAAAGUAAAAGCAAUUAAUCACGAACGUGUCGUAGCUUAGCUAAGAUUUAUUCCUACUUGAUAAUAAUUAUGAAUACAUAUUGAAGUGAAAUUCAUCAACUUAAGUACCAAAGAGGGUUCAUUUUCAAUGGUUUUAGACCCAACUCUCAACGGUGAAAAUAUACGAUUCUGACUAACAUUUUUUAUCGGAUUCGUAUUUGCUCAUUUUUUAUCCAUUUGGCAUGAAGAAUCAGAAGAAGAUAUCAUUCAACAGCUAAAAGCAUGAUCUUUCUGAACGUGAAAAAAUCUCGUUCAUAGGCAGAGUAAUUCAGAUACAAUAGCGCGCUAAAGUGCGAUUACCUUUUUUUUAUACACCCUGUAGCUCACUGUCGGAUAAAAAUAGAGAAGCAAGAAAAUUUCUUGCCCUGAGUGUAUGUUUAUAAGAUAAUUGUACUUUAUUGCCGAAUAGUAGCCUCGAAAUGCACCUGCAGGCAAAACAAACAGAACUUAGUCGAAAUGUCGAAUAAACACUUUCCAAACUGUUUAUCGUUUUCGGGGUUACUGCUGUUUUUUUGGGGUUUUUUUUAUUUUUUCAUUGGCUGCAACUACGCUUGAUGCCAGGGACCUACGUGCUCUCGUCAGGGAAAUAGGGAGCUUUAGAUUUGACUACGAGUACGACUACGAGUACGAGAUUCGUCAAGCUAAACGCACGCUGUAUGCUUACGCCAUCCUGUACUGACGCGAAAAAGUCGUAGCCGUCGCCCAUCUGAGUACGAAAUUGUGGAGAAAUCUGGUAGUCCUCACGACGACUUUUAAAAAAAAAACAAAGAAAGUUGGCUUUUUUUUGUUACCCAAAAAUAAUUUGUAGCAUUUAUAUAGCGUUUAUCCGGCGCAAAUAAUAUAUUCGUACUAAAUAUCUGGCCUGUUUUUAAUGUUAUGACUUAUUUACACGUUUUGUAGGGGAUUUUAGUCUGCAGGAGAUUUAGUUUAUGAAACUUUCUCUCUCGUUGUUGGUUUACUGUUAUAAAAGCAACAUUUGAAACUAAACGAAAACGACUACGGUAAUUUCCUCGCACGCGAUCAAAUCUCGUACUCGUAGUCGUACUCGUCGUCAAAUUUAAAGCUCCCUAAUGUUGGAGCCACCACUGUGCAAUUUUUGCUUACGUAAUCGGUCGGCAGCAUUUAAUUGUUAUGAGUCAGACGCUCUGUUAUUGCUAGCUUUUGACUACCAGAUUAUUAUUAAUACAGGGCAUCUCGAAAAGAACCCCGCUGUAUAUUCUGUGCCACUACAACGUAAACUUUAAUAUAGACUAGAAACUACAUGCAUGCAUCAACCCCUCGCCUCUAUUUUCCAAAUGUUAAUUUAACAUGCAUAACGUAUUAGCGAUUGGCCUACACAGAACGCAGGGCCGCAACACAAUUAUUUAAAAUUUUAAAACUUUCAAUUUGUAUUUUUUUGAACAAAUCGGCGAAAGUAGUUGAAAGAUUAAUACUUUUAACUAUACAACGAUGAAUUUGAGAAAUGUAUAGUGUAGGUAUGUUAAUAUUUUGAUGCCCAAACUGGCAAACAUUAACACCAGUUAAGAUUGAUACUUAGUGGGGACAUCGAAAAAUGAUUUUGAGCAUAUUAAUAGCGGCAUUUCACUGCAAUAAAUCCCUGAGUCUUUUUACUCAUAAUUACAAAAACCUGGCCUGUGAAAUAAUGUGCCCAUGCAGCGACUCAAAAUAUUGAGUAAAAUUGCUCAUAUUCAUAAGCAAAUUAUUCUCAGUUUUUGGACCAGGAACUGGUCCCCAAUCGCUGCUAAUCUUGUUGUUGUCGUUGUUGUAAUCGCUGCUAAUCUUGUUGUUGUCGUUGUUGUCGUUGUUGUCGUUGUCGUUGUCGUUGUGUUGUCGUUGUCGUUGUUGUUGUCGUUGUCGUUGUUGUUGUUGUUGUUGUUGUUGUUGUUGUUGUUGUUGUUGUUGUUGUUGUUGUUGUUGUUGUUGUUGUUGUUGUUGUUGUUGUUGUUGUUGUUGUUGUUGUUGUUGUUGUUGUUGUUGUUGUUGUUGUUGUUGUUGUUGUUGUUAUUGUUGUUGUUGUUGUUGUUGUUGUUGUUGUUGUUGUUGUUGUUGUUGUUGUUGUUGUUGUUGUUGUUGUUGUUGUUGUUGUUGUUGUUGUUGUUGUUGUUAGGGGGCGACGCUCUUUGAAAAAACCCUAAGGCUCCCGUCAUUACUUGUCCGAUCGGAAUGAAACUUGACAUAAUUAUUCUAAGCAAUAUUCCGCAUCGAUUGACGGUGUUCGAUUUUUCAUUUUUGACUUUAGAAGCGAAAUACAAGCAAUUUUUGACUGUAUUCGUAGCAAUUAAUAUAUACAUAUCAUUAAUAUUCAGCAAAUAUAUCAGCAAACGCAAAUGAUAAGAAAGACAUUGUCUUUUCUAUUGUUCGUUGUGAACACAAUCACAAUAGUCUAAAGCUUCUCAAGAAUGUGGACGGCUAAUUAUAACGAUUAAUUAUAAGCGUUAGGACUUAAAUUGACUAAUUUAACACGCUGGCUUAGAUUCUCAAAGCGCAGAGGAGUACUAUACUCCUAUCUGGCUAUCAUAUAAUAUUCAUAGUCAUGCAUAGCCAGAAAAUCGCGAACCAUAAAAACAAAGACAUGUCAAUUUGUUUUUAGCACAAGCAUGCAGUUAUGAAGCCAUUACCAAGCGAAAUGAACUGCAUUAACCUAUACUAUAGCAACAAUUCAGAUAAUUUGUUACCUUAACUCAAGUCCCGUUUACACGGCACGUAUACACGACUGUAGCUGCAAUAUUUUGCAAUGGCACGCACGGCACGGCAAAAUUUGUUACGGCAAAAGUUAAAUUUUACACGGCAUGUUUAGUCUUAAUACUGUGGGACAUUUAACUUAUCUAAUUUCAAUAAGUAAGAGUUAAUUACCGAGAAGGAGGGCUUUAUGCUAUAUACAGCGCCGAGAACGCGAAGCGUUCGAGGGCUUUAUAUAGCAUAAAGCCCGACAUUCGAGGUAAUUAACUGACUUAUUUCAUGAUUGAAGAGGUUUUCUAACAAAGUUUUAUUCUUUUUUUUUCGAUUUCGACAAGUAUUUUUCUAGUUUUCUCGCUUAUUUCUUGACUAAUUAGGGCUUUAUGGUAUUCAAGGGCAUUAUGCUAUAUACAGCCCGCGGUACAUCAAAGAAAACCGAGUCAAUCAUGAAAUAAGAGUAUAUAGUUACUUUUGAAAACUGCGCAUUUAGUUAUCUAUAUGCUUUGUCCAGAUUUACACUCAUUUAUUCACGGCAUGACUAGACACAUUUUUUGCUCGAAUAAAGUUUAUCUUGCAUGACCAAAUUAAAGUGUCUAGUUAUUUGUUUAUCAAGUCAAAUCUCGAAGGUUUUGAACAUUUAACGACUUGCACAAGAUCGAAACUGGGUCACGCAGUUCCUGGUCCACUAUAGUACGAUCGUACUUGUUAUACUUUUAAUAAGCCACUUUUUAACAUUGUUUAUUUCGAACAGUCACUCUUACCUUGAGCAGUUGACCUUGUUAUUACCGUCCCUGGCAACUGCAGAUGAACAGUCGCUCAUAAAAAAACAUUGCCUAUUCGUAUGAGAAUCUUACGUUUUCUUAUUUUGACAUGAUAGCUAUUUUUCAACAAAUAUAUUGAUAUUAAACUUGUUGAAUGAAUAUAUUAAGUUUCAGGCCAGUUGUACCAAAAUUUAUAAGCGCUUGCGCACCAUAAAGGCGGAUAUCGAUUUCCAUUCAGUGCAAUAUGUCGUGCGAUCGGCAUUUUACGAUCACUUUCUUUUGAAAUACAAGCAAUCAAACGCAACGGAUCAGGUUGACUGAACGCAUUUCAAAAGAAAGUGAUCGCAAAAAGUUGAUCUUGCGAUAUUUUGCACUGAAUGAAAUCGGCCUGAACGUUUCGAAGGCAUGCAACAUGUACGCACUGCGUACCUAUUUUUGUAUAAUGUAGCUAGUUUAUUGUUAAAAUAUAUUGGAACGCAGGUUUAAUUAAAGUAUCCUAUACAUUUACCCAAGAGGUAUUUAAUAAAUAUUCAGAAAAACAUUUAGAUUUUAGCUUUACUGGUGUAUUGAGCCAGUAAUGUCGGGCAUACUAGAGUAUAAAUUAUUGAUAUUCUGGUAAAUUUCCGCUUUGGCACAUAUGCAUAAUCUGGCACUAUAGUUAUAGUGUAAUUAACUACAACAUGGUGCAUAUACAUGCAUGCAUCUUUGUUAAUUAAUACCUAUUUGUUCUCGGUUUCGAUUAGCCACAUCGCAAAAUUUAUCUCUAAUAUUAUGAUGUGAUCUCUUCAUAAAGGUGAAUGGAAAUAUGUUGAUGAAGACCAGUAUCUCACUACUAAAGCUGAAAUCAUUAAAAUCAAGGGACACAUUCUUUACAACAUGGGUAUGUUACAGUAUUUUUGGUUUUAGGGAUUCGGCGGUAUAAUACCCGAAGUGAUAAUAUUUCCGGCGUGGCUCGAGUCGAGGGAAUAUAAAUGAUAUAAAUAUUAUACGGAAUAAGUCCAUAAAAAUAAUAAAAUCCUUAAAAAACAUAGAAAAGUUACUUUAAAACAUGAAUUUACUCCAUAAAACCGAAGAGUUAUCGCGGUUUGGAAAUGAGCUAUUUUUGCUAAUUAUCGAAUAUAGCUCAUUUUCAAACCGCGAUAACUCUUCGGUUUUAUGGAGUAAAUUCAUGUUUUAAAGUAUCAAUAUAAAGAGUAAACAUUCCUGAAUUCACUGAUGUAAUUUUAUUUUAGUUUCCUUGUAAAAAAGUACAAUUUACUCCUGAAUAUUUCAAUGCCACUUUUCCAACACCCAAAACAUGCAUAAAUACAAUCGGAAUUUAACAUAAGUAAAAUGCGAUAUAUAUACAAAAUUAUUCAAAAUUUCUUUUAUUAAAUUACUAAACAAAAAGGUUAUCAAAACAUACCUUUGAGAAAAUGAGAUCUUCACAGCAAAAAUCGCAAUAUAUUUCAACAGUUUUUAGUCGAACGGCGUGUUGAGAAUAAAUAGCUUGAAUAAUAAUGAGCCGCACUGAUUCGCGCGUUGCAUUUCGGGAAGACCCUCAUUCCUCCUCUGAGUAUCUCACUACUAAAGCUGAAAUCAUUAAAAUCAAGGGACACAUUCUUUACAACAUGGGUAUGUUACAGUAUUGUUGAUUUUAGGGAUUCGGCGACAAUUAUAAUACCCGAAGUGAUAAUAUUUCCGGCGUGGCUCGAGUCGAGGGUAAUGAUAUAAAUAUUACACGGAAUAAGUCCAUAAAAAAUAAUAAAAUCCUUAAAAAACAUAUAGUAAACAAUGUUAAAAAAAACUCAUUAAUAAUUCAGGAGCAAAACACAAAGAAAAAUCAUAAGCGUGUCGUGGUUUUAUAUGUGAUAAAAAAUCAUGUUAAUUUACAUAAACUUUAGCUUUGAUUUUCUCGGUUUAGACAAAAGUUAUUUUAAAAAUUACUUCGCCAAUGAACUCGUAUAAGAUGAGUCGCUUUUUAAGCCAUUUAAAGCACUUGUAGUCGUGUUUUAUCACAUAUAAAACACUCCGCUACGCGUCGUGUUUUAUAUGUGAUAAAACACUCCUACGCGUGCUUUAAAUAGUACUUCAACACUCAUAAAUAAUUCAUAAUUCAUAAGCUUAUUGACAAAUCAUUUCAACCGUAAUAUAUCACGUGCAUGCAGUGGCUUUAAGCCUGAUAAAUACUCCUAAUUAGUAUUCUUUAUAUAAAGAAUACUAAUAUAGGCAGGAUCUAUUGUAGUCGUGUCCUCAUUAGUAUUCUUUAUAUAAAGAAUACCAAUAAGGCAGUAUAUCUAUUGAAACUGUAGUCGUGUUUGAAGCCGUUUAAUAAACUCGCAUGCUCGCAGUACGUGUUUUAUUAGGUCUAACACUCCUGCUCGUUUAUUAAACAGUACAUAAUUUACAACAGGCUAUAGAUUCAAUGUUUAGCGACAAUAAUUUAUGUUGAUUGUAUAGCCCUCAAAUUUAUUGUUUUUACAUGCAAAACAUGCCAAUAUCUUUGAAGUCGAAAAUACGAGAGAAAGAACUAUAUAUUCAUGACUUGAUUAAUUAAGCUGGAAGUAGAGGAAAUAUCCAAGUCGUUAAGCAGUGCCCAGAAAUUAAAAGUUGCUCAUUCGUUUGCCGGGACGAUUUCAACUGUGUCAAGAAAUCUUAAUCACAGGCAAUGUCAGUGUGUUAAACAUCUCUCUACUCUGAUCUUGUUGCACGUUUGACGAGUAUUACUAAUGCUGGCUUCAUUUUUAUGCCUUGAAAUUGCCAUUGUACGUCUUACUUCGUAGUCUAUACGGUAUAUCAAACCAAAUUAAUAGAAUAUACCCAAAAAGUUUAAAACUCAAUUUUUCCACACAAAAAAAAAUACAAACGUACAUGCUCCAUCCAGUAUCACGGUUAUAGCAGUUGAUUGUGUCGAAUGAUUUGGGUAUCGUUGAGACCGCUGUCCAUGUUGUGAAAUUUUUCUCGUCAUUAUUGCGUGGAUCCUAUUUUACCGAGUGCAUGAUGCAUUAAGGGCCGUAGCGAGCGGGGGAUGGGGUGUGUAACACCCCCCUGAUGAUUGCUCAUAUGAGCAAUUUCAGGUAAAUUCACAUAGAUUUGCAGAAGAAUUUCAGGUAAAUCAACGCAAAUUCAGAUAAUUCCUAGCACCAGAGAAAGUUAAUUUACGAAAAUAACUGUCAAUUUGGGAAAAAAAUAAGGUAUAUUUACAAAAAUUUUAGAAAAUCCGAGAAUUUUUAAGAAUUUUAGAAGAAUUUCUUUGAUAAACGCAGAAAAUUUGUGAUAUCCGAAAAAAUUUUGAUGUCGCGAAAAAUUUGGAUAUGUCAAUAAAAUUUUUUCACCCCUGGGGUGGGGGAGGGAGAGGUUGCCAAAAAUAAUUUUUCGGAAAAAAAUUUCAAGUUAAAUUUGAAAAUUUGAUACUUUCAAAUAGAUUUAACCAAACACCGCCCCCUGAAGCGAGUUCCUCGCGACGGCACUGGAUGCAUUGGGCUUUGCAGUACCAAGUUUCAUUGUUGCCGUCGGGAAAAAAUAAAUCGACAAGUCUUUGCCACAUCGUCCGUGAUCUAUCGUUUAGUUUAUUCACUAAGGUAUACUUCAAAAAUGUUUAAAUUGGGUUGGUCCGUCUUUGUGAAAAAUAUCCGAAGACCAUAUUUAAUUAACCUCAACAAUAGAGAUUUUAUACAAUAUUCAUAAACAACCAGUAUGCAGUGGUUGCUCAUACAUUCGCCCUUGUGAUAAGCGCCUGCUGCUAAAGCUUUUCUCAAGCUGACUAUAACUUUUUGAAAUAUGUAUUGUUACAGGCAUCGAAGGAACUAAAUUGAGUUCCAAGCAAUUUUCAACUUACUCUUUUGAAUGAAGAAAUUACAUUGUUUUUUUGAAUGAAGUAAAUGUUGAUAAGACAUUACCUGUUAAAAAAGCUAACUUGUCGGUUUUAAUGCAUGUCGUCAAAUGCGCCGUAAUUCGUUAUGUAAUCAAAAUGUAAGAAGGGCCCCAUUAGACUCCUUGGAGACAUGGAAUCCGAAUUUAAUAUUUCACUAAUUGAUUUGAUUUGAUUUAGACACCCGAAAGCGUUUAUAUCCAUAAACAAAAAUAGCCUUUGUCCUGUUACGUUGCAAUGUUUUUACUUCGUUUUAUUUCAUUGAAAUCUUUUAUAAUUUCUCCAUUUGUAGGUUUGUUAAAAGAAUCCGUUGAACCAUUUAUUGAUUCGAUUAGUUUGUUCUCGUCCCUGCAAGAAAAGGACGAAAAGGGCAUAACCUCCUGCCUUGGUCUCCUUACUAAAUGUCUUGGAAAACUUUCUCUUGAAGAAUUUGAAGAGAUUCAAGUAAAGUUUCCAGAUUAUUUUAAGAACGACCAUCCUUGCCUUGAAUCAUACGUGCAAGGGAUAGAAGCAGUUAAACACAUCGAGAGUCUGCAAGAAAGUCUUUACAGUUCUAGACAUAUGGUAUUAAAUUUUGUUUCCUUUAAUAUGGAAAGAACAUAAAUUACAGAUAUAUCGAAAUUUUCAAACUUGAACUACUUUGUUCAGGAACGACGCGUGAUUGCGGAGGAGUAGCUUGAAUUUAGAUCACAAAUACAUUUCAGUCGUAUUGGCAAACAUGGCCAGAAAACCCGGACAUAUAAUUUAUUCUAAUUCCAUAAAAAUUUACAUAUCACUUUGAAAUAUGGCUUUAACUCUAAACAGUAGAUUGUAGAACGCGAUGAGGUAAAUCGCAAAAUCUAAGAAUAUGGUAGAUCGUUUGCAAAUUGCCGAAAUCGCUGGUGGUAAAUCAAAGUUUGUCGAUGUACCUAGUGUAAUUUUGGCCUGGUUUAAGUUGCUGUUUUUCCUGCUAUUUAGUUUAUUCCUAGUGAGGUAUUUUUAUAUAGAGUUGAAUAGACAAAUGUAGUUAAAAAUUAACCUCUGUACAAAUAUAGAAAUAGCAGGAAUGGCAGGAACUUAAAUCAAGCUAAUAUUACGCUAAAUUCUUCGACAGGCUUUGUUUUGCAACCAACAUUUUCUCCGAAGUUUGUUCAAUUUAUGUUUCGCUAGUUGAUAUCUUUUGUCUUUGAUACAAUUAGCGAUCGAUUCGUUUGGGAAAUCAUAUUACUGAAGCUGUCUUUUAAAUGUUUUACAGCUUGACGCCGAUACGUCGUUACUAAAAUAUGCCAUUCUCAGUCCAUCUUUGUCUCAAAUGUACGGGUUGCUGCAGACCAUUUUGAAAGAAAUGAAAACAAGUCUUGGAGCUCAUAAAACAAUUGAUGCACUUGGAAGCUCAGAGCAGUUCUUUGAGUUUGUUCGAGCGCUGUUCAUGAUUAGUCUUGCAUUGGCGUUCUCCCCAGUAGCACAAGAUCUCAAGUUAGCUGAGUACAUACAACAGCUCAGCUUAGAUCUCUACUUUCAUCUAUGUAACCACAACAAAGUUCAAAGAGUGGCAAGACUUGGCCACUCUGCCAAGUCUGUUAAGUUAAUGAAUGCAUCUUUGACUCUUCUUGGACUGCCCAACUUAGUUGGAGUGUUACAGGAAGAAACAGGAACGAUGGACUCUGAGGAAAGUCGGAGAUUGGAGAAGCAGGAUUUCUCGAAGCGCUCGGGAAUCUCUGAAAUGCAAAGGGAAGGAAGAAAAGAAAAUAAUAAUCUUGCAACUGAUAAUCAGGGUGCUGAAACGAGUGGUCCUAAUUGCGAUCGCGACCGUGAUUUAAGUCAUUUAAAUUUGUCAAGAGCCAAGGGUGCAUCUUCACUUCCGACUUCUAAUGUAGAAUAUGUUGGUAAUCAAGGUCAUUCCAAGACAGAAGGUUCAUAUUGUGACUCGUCGUCAGCAUUUGAUAUAAAACCUAUCCGUGCCGAGCUGCAUCGAACAAUAGACUCGGCUGAACUAGAAGAGAGACAGAAGACAUUUAGAGGAUGGACGUACAAUUUUGGCCAUGAAACGCAUGUGGACGAUAACGGCUAUCCUGGAAAGAAAAUGUAUCGCACAUUUCCCCUGUCAAAUCGGCGGGAACCGCUAGAUCCAAAAAAACAAUGGCAGACAUAUAAACACAAAUGCGUAGGCCUUCCCGUCGACCCCAACUUCUUCGCUUCUCCUGUGCCGUCUUCCGAGAGAUUGCAGGAAUCCAAUACUGAUAUUUCCUCUCCUGAUGAAGACAAAGAGAGCCCACAUCCUCUCGUAAAUUUGUCUGUACCGUACAUCAAACAAACACUUGAAAACAGAACGAACACAACAAAGUUCGGUAAUUUAGUUGACCGGGGGAAAACUACAAUGUCGUCCAGCAGUUCUGCUGAUUCCAAACGAUUACCACUCCAUCCUCACGAUCUACCGAACCAACCAAUGAAACGGCAGCGUGAUUACGACGGCAAGAAAGAGAAUGACCAUGAUGUUUCAAUAUUUACCCCCCUAGUUGAUCUGGGGAAGACAGCAAUGAGUGAUGUACUAGAAGCAAGUGUCGGGAAAAGUGUUUCUACGACUGAUGCUGUGGAGUACAUAAACAGUUGGCAACCGCCAUUAACCGAAGGGAUUGAUGAAGGAAAUGGUAUUCGACGUAAGUAUCCAUGCAAGCAUACAGCUUCUUGUCAAUUUGUGGUACGCUAUUGUGUGCAAAAUUGGCAGGUUUGUGUUGGGUUAAAAACAAUGAUGGAGUGCUCAAUGGAUAACCAGAGCAUAAUAAAAAUAUUUUAUUUAGCUCGUUUAAAAUGACAGGGUAGUUGAUGUUAUUAUUCUUAAGAUCCCAGUUAUAUUUGGUAGAAUUUUGUUUCUCAAGGUAUAGUAACGUAUGGUAUUUUAUAGUAAUACAUCCAAGAGGUGUCUCUCGGAGAUUUGAACGAAAUUUAACAUUUUGGGUAACGCAGCACACAGUGGCGAGGAAUUUUAUUUAUAAAUAUGGACAUCGCAUGGGACACGCAGCGAUCUAUAGAAAGUUGUUCUUCGACCCUAAGAAUACUCAAAAACAUACAUGUCCAUUACUCUCGCAAGCAUACAGACGGAAAAGAUUAUUCACCAUCGGUAAUAUAUAUUUUCGUUUCGUGAACUCCAGCUGGGCAUGGAUAACUCUCGCAAACAUACCGACGGAAAAGAUUAUUCACCAUCGGUAA
Molecule: messenger RNA, 15602 nt
Organism: Paramuricea clavata
Lineage: Eukaryota; Metazoa; Cnidaria; Anthozoa; Malacalcyonacea; Plexauridae
Source: the annotation of a GenBank genome assembly